Messenger RNA from Acanthosepion pharaonis, 2046 nucleotides. The record is from the annotation of a GenBank genome assembly. Lineage: Eukaryota; Metazoa; Mollusca; Cephalopoda; Sepiida; Sepiidae.
AUGGCGGACGCUGCUACUUUACGCGUCGAAAUUCGCGCCAGCCGUCCGCCAUAUUGUUCGACACCUAAUUGGCGCCAAAGCUUUUCCAUCCUUCCUUCAUUCUUUUUUUUUUCCUUUUUCUUCCCUUCUUUUUUUUCUUCUUUCCUUUCAUAUUCUUCAGUGUUCCAUCCUUCCCUUCAUUCUUUUUUUUUUUUCUUUUCUUUCUUUUUUCUUUCAUCUUUCCUUUCCUUUUUUCAAUGUUUCAUCCUUCCCUUUCAAUCUUCUUUCUUUCCUUUCCUUCAUCUUUCCUUCUUUUUUUCAUUCCUUUCCUUUCUUCAGUGUUCCAUCCUUUUCUUCAUUCUUCUUUCCUUUCCUUCAUCUUUCCUUCAUUUUUUCUUUCUUUUUUUUCUAUUAUUCAGUGUUUUCAUCCUUCCCUUCAUUCUUUUUUCCUUUUCAUCUUUCCUUCUUUUUUUUCUUCUUUCCUUUCCUUUUUCUUCAGUGUUCCAUCCUUCCUUCAUUCUUUUCUUUUCUUUUCUUUUUCUUUUUUUUCUUUCUUCCUUUCUUUCUUUUCUUUCAAUGUUCCAUCCUUCCCUUCAAUCUACUUUCCUUUCCUUCAUCUUUCCUUCGUUAUUUCUUCAUUUUCCUUUCCUAUUCUUCAGUGUUCCAUCCUUCCCUUCAAUCUACUUUCCUUUCCUUCAUCUUUCCUUCUUUUUUUUCUUCAUUUCCUUUCCUUUUCUUCAGUGUUCUUCCUUCCCUUCAUUCUUUCUUUCCUUUCCUUCAUUUUCUUUUCUUUCUUUUUUCUUUCUUCUUUCCUUUCCUAUUCUUUCUUUUCCAUCCUUUUCUUCAUUUUCUUUCCUUUUCCUUCAUCUUUCCUUCUUUUAUUUCUUCUUUUCCUUUUUUAUUCUUCAGUGUUCCAUCCUUCCCUUUCUUUCCUUUUCCUUUCCUUCAUUUUUUUUUUUCUUCUUUCCUUUCCUAUUCUUUUUUCUUUCAUCCUUUCCUUCUUUUCUUUUUCCUUUUCCUUUCAUCUUUCCUUCUUUUUUUUCUUUUUCCUUUCCUUUCUUCAGUGAUCCAUUCUUUCCCUUCAUUCUUUUUUCCUUUCCUUCAUCUUUCCUUCUUUUUUUUCUUCUUUCCUUUUCCUUCUUCUUCAUGUCCCAUCCUUCUCUUCAUUCUACUUUCCUUCCCUUUCUUUUUCCUUCAUUUCUUUCUUCUUUCCUUUACGAUCUCUUUUCCAUCCUUUUUUUUUUUCUUUUCCUUCCUUUCCUUUUUUUCUCUUUCAUUCCUUCUUUCCUUUCCUUUCAUUUUUUCUUCAGUUUCUAUCCUUCAUUUUUUCCACUAUUCUUUCUUUUCUCUUUUUUCUUUUUAUUUCUUUUCCUUUCUAUCAGUUUACCAUCCUUUCUUUUUUUUCCUCUUUUUUCCUCCCUCUUUCAUUCUUUCAUCUCUUCUUUCCUUUCCUUCUUUUUUCCACCCUUCCUUUCAUUUUCUCUUUUCUUUCUUUUUUUUUUCUUUUUCAUUCCUUCCUUUCCAUCCUUUCCAUCCUUUCCGUUAUUUCUUUCAGACCUCUUCCUUUUUCUUUUUUCUUUUAUUUCUUCUUUCCUUUCUUUUUCCUUCAGUGUUCCGCUCUUUUGCUUCAUUCGUCUAUCCUUCCUUCCCAUCUUUUCUUCUUUUUCCUUUUUUCUUUUCUUUCCUUCUUUCUUCAGUGUUAAAUUUUUCUUUCAUUCCACUUUUUUCUUUUCCUACCUUCUUUCCUUUUUUUUUUUCGUUUCUUUCCUUUUUCUUUCUUUCUUCGGUGGUUCAUCUUUCCCUUCUUUCAACUUACCUUCCUUUCCUUCUUUUUAUUUUUUCUUUUUUUUUUUGUUCCUUCUUUCUUCCAUCCUUCCCGUCAUUCCACAUUCCUUCCCUUCCUCUUUGCUCAUUUUAUUUUUUCUUUCUUUCUUUUUUUUCUUCAGUGUUUCCUCCUUCUUUUUUCUUUUCCUUUUCUUUUCUUUCUUUCCUUUUUUUUUCCUUCUUUCCUUUUUUUUCUUUUCAACAGUUCUUUUAUGUUCUUCGCUUCCACCCCUGCUGGGUUGA